This is a messenger RNA of Lindgomyces ingoldianus, 2669 nucleotides long. RefSeq lists its product as uncharacterized. The transcript has 2 exons. The coding region runs from base 258 to 2483 and encodes 741 amino acids. The record is from RefSeq and is a predicted model, not a curated record. NCBI's taxonomy places the organism in Eukaryota, Fungi, Ascomycota, Dothideomycetes, Pleosporales, Lindgomycetaceae.
CAAGGAGCUGAGGACGAUCACGUGGCAUAGAUUUCGGGGAAAGGUAAAUCCGGAUUCUUGGCAGAUACCUCGGUCCAAUGCGUCAUCUACUAUUAGUGGUGCGACAAUCGCCCGCUGAGAGAAACUGCAUUCUAUUUCGUUCACGGCGUGCUUGCGGAAUGCGCACCCCAACUUUGCUCAUUUGAUUGCCUCGCGACUGUUGCCCCCUUCAAUGUCAACCUCUCUGCUUCAGUUCUGCUGACCUCUUUGUCACUGUCAUGGCUGGAAGCCUGAAGCGCAAACGGGCUGCUGUAUCCUACAAAGAGCCCAGUACCGACUCAGAGCUCUCAAGCGACCCAGCGCAGGAGGGCGGAUCUCGAAGGCGGAAGCGUGCCACCCCUACGCGGCGAUCUACCCGGCACCAGCAACAAGAACCAGCCGAAAUCCCUAGCUCACCGCGGCGUAAUACUUCGCGAGCAAAUGUCGGUGGCAAGAAUGAAGCAAACAACGGCAGGCUAAGGGAGAGGCGCACUGUGAUAUACAAGGAAACUAGCUCCGAUGACGAUGAUGUCGACGACGCAGAUUUUGAGGUAGAGGAAGCCCCUCCAGCAGAGGAGCGGCCACGGGCAAGGACUGGCCGUCCUCGACGCACCCAGCAAAGGUUAUCGGAGCGGGCACAUCUGCGCAAUAUUGGCGCUCCCCUAAAGCCGAGGACAUCUUUGAAGCCAGAAUCUCCUCCACUCCAAAUUGUCAGUGAUGGAAACAUACCAGCAUGGGUCUCCUUGCCCUACCAUGUCCUUCUCCAGAUAUUUGUCUACGCUUCACAUCCUCUCCGAGACGAAAACUUGUCUCCUUCGCCAUCUAUACAAUGGCUGGUGCAGAUGGCUCGAACGUGCUCCACCUUCACUAAGCCGGCACUCACUGCGCUGUACCGCAACCCUCCCAUCUUUGCGAUGAAGCAGAGCCGGAAGGCCCUUGUUCAACAUCUCAUUUCCCCUCCGUCCGCCGCACACGAGGAAUAUCCGGUCAUGGUGAAGCGGCUAGAGUUGGAUGGGACCAAGAUGCUCAAGUUGACGGAUCGCACACAGAGCGUCAACGACCUUGCCGCCCUGGUAAAAUCUCUGAAAACUCUGAAGGAGAUUGAUAUAUUCGACCCUAUCGACAGGCCACCGUAUCACCCUCGAUCUCGACGAAUUCUCCGUUGGUAUUACCCUGACGAACUCUUCGGGGCUCUGCGCACGAGCGAGCUCCGUUUGAGGAGCUGGCGUUGGCACAGCAACUUCUUCAACCGCGGACUCCUCGAAAUGAAGGAAUUCCACGAGGACAAUGUUUUCCAGAGUCUCCGAGAAGUCAUCUUCACCCGCUUUCAGCCCGACCCUGUUCGGACGAGUAACGAGGGGCAGCCGACGACGGAGGAGCUUCUGGGUUUAGCUCUCGCUGUGCUUCCCAAUCUCAACUCCUUAGCCUUUGAAAGCUGUACAAUCUUCAAUAACCAUCUUCUCCCUCUGCUGCCGAACAACCUAGUGAGUCUCUCUGCCACCAACUGCAGGUUCCUUACAUCAGAAGCACUAGAAGCCUUCCUGGUUAGCCGCGGAGGAAAGCUGGAACAAUUGAUCCUCGAUCAUAAUCAAGGCUUGGACCUCUCCUUUCUUGUCAAUCUGAAGCAGUCCUGUCCGCGACUUGAAGUGCUUCGGAUGGACCUGAAUUUUUACAAUACUUUUACCACAGUCCUGGAUUCCGCUCCUAUUUACAAGGAGCUGCUCAAGGAAGGCGAAAUCCCAAGCUGGCCAAGUACCCUUCGAACCAUUGAAAUGGAGUAUCUUCGUAAAUGGAACCUGGAUACAGCUACGGCCUUCUUCAGUUCCCUCAUCGGCUCUGCUGAACAGUUGCCUGAUCUACGCGAACUCACGAUCGUUGGCAUGGUGAACAUUGACUGGCGACAGCGCGCGGAGUACAGGAGCAAGUGGACUGCUCGGUUCCAGAAGGUGUUCGCGAAGAAGAUGACAUCUCCUAACCCUAAUCUUGUGUCUUUGCGAGCCUUUCGAGAGUGGAAAGCGGGAGGAAGCAUGUUGAAUGAGAAGAGUGACUUGAAAAAUGACUCCUCCGUUGGGACAGAGCUUAAUGGAGUGCGCGAAGCCCAGGAUGAGGAUAGUGAUGCUGUGCUCCCUUCUUCGCAGGAUAAAAAGACAAGCGAGAAGUGGGAUUCAAAGCGCCUCCGAUCCCGUCGUGGGACUACUCCUAACUACGAUGAGACGUCGGGCGAGGAGCUAGGCUCUGAAUUAGGCUCUGAAUUAGGCUCUGACCCUGCUUCUGACUCGGAUGAGGUUGGUUCCAUUCAGGGUAGAUGUGAUACAGUUAUCUUCCGUAUCGACAAUUUCCGCCCACGGGAUACAAUUUUCAACGAGGACGAUUUCUUGGACGACGAGCUUAGCGGUGACGAAGACUGGAACGGCCAGGACCCUGACGACGAUGAAGUGGGAAUUGACUUGCGAGUUGACGUGUGAGGCAAGUCUCACUACAUGUAUUAUUACGUGGGUAGGUCGGGUUUCUUUGCAUUGGGCUGGCUUUUAGAAGAUCAUUUCUUUCUCGGCUUUCGGGCAUUGCAAGUACAUCGGGCUAUCGGUACAGCAGCCGUUCUCGGAAAGGGUCAAUAGCAGGGGUUUUGGAAGCACGGCAGGACUACAUCUGUG